This is a messenger RNA of Cadophora gregata, 486 nucleotides long. RefSeq lists its product as uncharacterized. NCBI's taxonomy places the organism in Eukaryota, Fungi, Ascomycota, Leotiomycetes, Helotiales, Ploettnerulaceae. The transcript has 2 exons. The coding region runs from base 1 to 486 and encodes 161 amino acids. The record is from RefSeq and is a predicted model, not a curated record.
AUGUCAUCCUCCCCCUCCUCUUCGUCCCCCGCAAUUAAACCACCUCUUCCACCAUUCACUCGCGCCACAGCCAUUCAGAAAGUCAAAGCCGCGCAGGACCUAUGGAACACGCGUAAUCCUUCGCUGGUGAAGAAUGGAUAUACGCCAGAUUCGAUAUGGCGGAACCGAGAUACGUUCUUGAAAGGAACGGAUGAAAUUGUGGAGUUUUUGACGAAGAAAUGGAGUGUUGAGAAUGGGUAUAGGUUGAGGAAGGAGUUGUUUGCUUUUACAGAUGAUAAGAUCGCCGUCCAGUUCUGGUACGAAUGGCACGAUACCACUGGGCAAUGGUGGCGGACGUAUGGUCUUGAAGACUGGACGUUUGCACCUGAUGGACGCAUGAGGAAGAGGCAGAUGAGUGGGAAUGAUGUCAAGAUUAAGGAGGGAGAGAGAUGGUUCAAGGAUGGUGUGGAUGUGAAUGAGGUUGUGAUUGGAGAGGAACAUUGGUAG